AUGGAAGUGACAUCUCCGGAGCAGGAGAGUGCUGGGCCCUUAACUCGUGGGUGCCAGUGGCUCAAGGCCUUGCCUAAAGAAUUUUGUGCUAAAGUAAUGGGGAUUGCAAGGAUGGCGAAGAAACUAGGGCAAGAUGAUCCAAGAAGGAUAAUUCAUUCCCUAAAAGUUGGGCUAGCGCUUACACUGGUUUCAUUGUUCUACUACUUCAAGCCACUCUAUAAUGGCUUUGAAGACAGUACAUUGUGGGCUGUUCUAACUGUUGUGGUCGUUUUCGAAUUUUCGGUAGGAGCAACACUUGGGAAAGGUUUAAACAGGAUGUUGGCAACAUUUGUAGCAGGUGCCUUAGGCAUUGGAGCUCACUGCUUAGCAACUCUUUCUGGGAGGACAGCCGAACCCAUCUUAAUAGCAAUUUUUGUCUUCAUAAUAGCUGCAAUUGUGACAUUUAUGAGAUUCUUUCCAAGACUGAAGGCCAGAUACGACUACGGGCUGUUAAUAUUCAUCUUGACCUUCAGCCUAGUAUCUGUAUCAGGUUAUCGAGAUGAUCAAGUGCUAAAAAUGGCCCAUCAGAGGCUAUCAACAAUCAUAGUUGGUAGCUGUAUUUCGGUCAUUGUUUGUAUUUGCAUUUGCCCAGUUUGGAUUGGUGAGGAUCUCCACAAUUUGGUCGCUGCCAACAUGGAAAAGCUUGGGAAUUUUUUGGAAGCUUUUGGAGAUGAAUACUUUAAAGUAUCUGAAGAGCCCCAAUCCAACGUGAACAAGUCAUUUCUUCAAGGAUAUAGAAGUGUUCUAACUUCUAAAAGCGGUGAAGAAACAAUGGCUAAUUUAGCAAGAUGGGAACCAGGUCAUGGUCCGUUUGGGUUCCGUCAUCCUUGGAAAAUGUACCUAAAACUCGGAAAUCUUACUCGGGAAUGUGCCUACAAAGUUGAAGCACUUAACAGCUACCUUAACUCUAAGAUCCAGACUCCUGCGGAAAACCGUGGCAAAAUUCAAGGGCCAAGCGAAAAGGUUAGCCACGAAUCUGGCACAGCUUUGAAGGAACUGGCGUCCGCGUUUAGGAAAAUGGUUCGGACAAGAUCAGCUAUUCUGCACAUUGCCAGCUCGAAAACUGCAGCUGAAGAGCUCAAAAACCUCCUCAAACAAAGCGUUUGGGGAGAAGCAGAUGUACUAGAGAUUAUACCAGCAGUUUCAGUUGCUUUACUUCUACUAGAAAUCAUUGAAUGCAUUGAGAAAAUUGCGGAAGCCGUAUAUGAAUUGGCCAAGGUCGCAUCCUUCAGGAACAGAGAUGCUACAGUCUCGCCCGAACGGCCAGAUUUGCUCCACCAGGGAGCAGUCCAGCAAGUUUCUGACAUUGAUAUGCCACAUCAUAUUAUUACUAUUGCGGAAUAA
Molecule: messenger RNA, 1383 nt
Organism: Theobroma umbraticum
Lineage: Eukaryota; Viridiplantae; Streptophyta; Magnoliopsida; Malvales; Malvaceae
Product: aluminum-activated malate transporter 2-like
Biological process (GO): malate transport
Source: RefSeq, a predicted model, not a curated record